AUGAUCACAAUAUUCAAGGGCAAUCCCUUUGACAUUGUGAAAUGUCCUUUUCUUUGCCUAAAACAGCAUAUCUAUCUAUCUAUCUAUCUAUCUAUCUAUCUAUCUAUCUAUCUAUCUAUCUAUCUAUCUCAUUCUGUUCAUAUCUAUCUCAUUCUGUUCAUAUCUAUCUCAUUCUGUUCAUAUCUAUCUAUCUAUCUAUCUAUCUAUCUAUCUAUCUAUCUAUCUAUCUAUCUAUCUCAUUCUGUUCAUAUCUAUCUAAUUCUGUUCAUAUCUAUCUAUCUAUCUAUCUAUCUAUCUAUCUAUCUCAUUCUGUUCAUAUCUAUCUCAUUCUGUUCAUAUCUAUCUAUCUAUCUAUCUAUCUAUCUAUCUAUCUAUCUAUCUAUCUCAUUCUGUUCAUAUCUAUCUAAUUCUGUUCAUAUCUAUCUAUCUAUCUAUCUAUCUAUCUAUCUAUCUAUCUAUCUAUCUAUCUAUCUCAUUCUUUUUCUUUCUUUUUCUCUCUAUGUUUCUUUCUUUCUUUUUUUCUUUCUUUCUUUCGAUCUGCAUGUAAAUUUUCUAUCUAUCUAUCUAUCUAUCUAUCUAUCUAUCUAUCUAUCUAUCUCAUUCUGUUCAUAUCUAUCUAAUUCUGUUCAUAUCUAUCUAUCUAUCUAUCUAUCUAUCUAUCUAUCUAUCUCAUUCUGUUCAUAUCUAUCUAAUUCUGUUCAUAUCUAUCUAUCUAUCUAUCUAUCUAUCUAUCUAUCUAUCUAUCUAUCUCAUUCUGUUCAUAUCUAUCUCAUUCUGUUCAUAUCUAUCUAUCUAUCUAUCUAUCUAUCUAUCUAUCUAUCUAUCUAUGUGUGUAAGUUUUCUUUCUUUCUCUCUAUGUUUCUUUCUUUCUUUUUUUCUUUCUUUCUUUCGAUCUGCAUGUACAUUUUCUAUCUAUCUAUCUAUCUAUCUAUCUAUCUAUCUAUCUAUCUAUCUAUCUAUCUAAUGUUUAUUUCUAUUUAUCUAUAUCAGCUAACUUAUCUUUCUUUUCUACAAUACAUAUUUUCUCUUUUCUAUAAUGCAUUCUUUCUAUUUUUUGCAAGAAAUUCUUUCUCUUUUCUACAAUGCAUUCUUUUUCUACACUGGAUAUUUUCUCUUUACUACAAUGCAUCAUUUCUCUUUCUAAAAUACAUUCUGUUCUAUAAUCCAUACUUUCUCUUUUCUACAAUACAUUCUUUCUUUUCUACAACUUAUUGUUUCUUUUUUUUACUACAAUACAUUUUUCUCUUUGCUACAAUCCAUACAUUUCUCUUUACUACAACACUUUCUUUCUCUUUUCUACAAUACAUACUUUCUCUUUUCUAUAAUGCAUUCUUUGUCCUUUUCUACAAUGCAUACUUUUCUGUUUUCUGCAAUACAUACUUUCUCAUUUUUCUACAAUACACUCUUUCUCUUUUUCUACAAAGCAUUCUUUCUCUUUUCUACAAUCCAUUUUUUCUCUUUACAAUAAUACAUUUUUUCUAUUUUAUUCAGUGCAUCUUUUAUGCAAUUAUUUUCCCCUUUUCUUCAAUGCAUCCUAUUUUCUUACUACACUUCAUACAUUUUUUCUUUUUCUACAUUUCGUUUUUUCUCUUUCCUACUAUCCGUUCCGGUCUUUCCUGCAAUCCAUUCUUUUUUACGGUCCAAUUUUUUAUCUUUUCUUCAAUUCAGUUAUUUCCUUCAAUCCAUUCUAUUUCCCUUCUACAAUCCAUUCUCCCCUCUUUCUACAACACCCACUCCUUUUACAACCUUUUUUUCCUCAAUUUUAACAAUUCAUUCUGUUGUCCUUUCUGUAAUUCUAACGGAGCUAAUUGCAAAUAUUAG
This is a messenger RNA of Acanthosepion pharaonis, 1821 nucleotides long. The record is from the annotation of a GenBank genome assembly. NCBI's taxonomy places the organism in Eukaryota, Metazoa, Mollusca, Cephalopoda, Sepiida, Sepiidae.